Molecule: messenger RNA, 1467 nt
Organism: Exophiala viscosa
Lineage: Eukaryota; Fungi; Ascomycota; Eurotiomycetes; Chaetothyriales; Herpotrichiellaceae
Product: DNA polymerase ligase-domain-containing protein
Exons: 1
Coding region: 1-1467 (488 amino acids)
Source: RefSeq, a predicted model, not a curated record
AUGAAGAGACAAAGGGAUCAAGUCAUCGUCGAAAAUCCUUUUGUAAAGCCAGAAAAUCAGUCUUGGGCAGUUACGCCUCCGGCAUCUCUCCACAGAACAGUCUCUCCACCACCCACCAAUCCUCGACGCCGCAGCCGAUCUGCCAUCCAAUCUCUCCCUACAAAGUCCGACACUGCGGCUGUGGAAGCAGGUGAGAUCGAAAUCGACGAUCAUGUCUCUUUCUUCUCGUCGAAGCUCCUGGCAGCGACCAGAGCUUCUGUGCAAGGGCAACCAAGGCUGUCGCAUGACGAAUGGCUGAAUCUUUACCAAAGAAACCUCCACGACCGUGGCCACCAUUUUGUCGUUCAUCAACACGAUCAUCCAGUUGCCGGUACUCACUAUGACCUCCGUCUGCAAUGCAAUGCCACCAGCUCAAUCAGUUUCUCCAUCCCGUUUGGCUUACCGGGAGAUCCCAAUAGCAGGAGACUCAACCGCAACGCCAUAGAGACAAGAGUCCACAAUCUAUGGAAUCACUUGAUCGAAACAGCUUCUUACGAGACUGGCACCAUGCUCCUCUGGGACACGGGUGAAUAUUUUGUUCUUCCGCACUCAUUCGAUGCCGACCCAAACGCAGACGCAGCAACCACCGAUUCUGAUUCUGAUUCGCCCAACUACCCCGAGUCAGAACCAGCCAAAUUGCAUCGUGCCUUUCAAGGUCGCAAGAUCAAGAUUCGUCUCAACGGCACGCGUCUACCUAAGGAUUACACCCUCAGUAUCCGCCUGACACACGAGAACAAUGCCCUCGCGCAACCGAAACCACCAUCGUUCAAACGUCGCCGGAAGGUCCCGCCACCAACAACUCUCCUCCGGAAAGACACAGCGGACUCGAAACUAAGUUCGAGCCAGGGCUCCAAUCCAAGUCGAACGUCAACCCACGACCGCUCCAGCGUCAGUCCUGUAGAAGACAAACGCAUUCCGCGGCUAGGCCGAAGUGUUUCAUCCCUGCUUCGCACAGCAUCUCCGCCAUCAUCCAGCCGGAAUCCUCCAGCCCUUACACACCAACCCGCCAGUUCCGCCUCAGCCCUGGCACCAGAGCCGACCGACAAUAAUUCACCCGCUCCCAAAGAGGAUAAGACCAAUAAGUCCAGGGACGAAGAAGACCAACAAAUCCGCGAGAGAAACGCCUACCCCGGCGCAACCAACACCAUCAAUAGCGUCCAUCAGCGCCGGUGGUUCCUAUCCAUCGACCGUGAAGCAUCCGGCUUCCGCCCAACCAACCGGAUUGAGUUCGGUCGUCGAGUCUGGGAACGUCCGCUCGAGAAAGACUCCCCGGCCGGAGACGGGUUAGGCGGCUUUCCAUCUUUUUACGUGCGAGGCCGCGACGUCGAGACAAGCAUUUUGACGGGUCGACUCGCGGCGGACGUGGCAACGGAUGAGGGGCUGGUCAAUUACAAACCUAGAGGUGGAUGGAGGCCAGUCACCGACUGA